Messenger RNA from Acanthaster planci (crown-of-thorns starfish), 713 nucleotides. It is a transcript of the gene rpl21, whose product is annotated as ribosomal protein L21. Gene Ontology annotation, molecular function: structural constituent of ribosome. Gene Ontology annotation, cellular component: ribosome. Lineage: Eukaryota; Metazoa; Echinodermata; Asteroidea; Valvatida; Acanthasteridae. Gene Ontology annotation, biological process: translation. The record is from RefSeq and is a predicted model, not a curated record.
CCCUACGCUAUCAACGUGGUUUCUCGCGUGAGCGUGAGAAUAUCACGUGGGGGCGAGAAUCCUCUUACUUGUCGGCCAUUUCACGCGAGGCGUCAUCAUGGUAAAGACAAACACAACAGGUUACCGCCGCGGUACGCGGUACAUGUUUGCACGGGCCUUCCGCAAGAAGGGUGUUGAGCCUUUAUCGACUUUCCUCCACGUUUACAAGAGAGGCGACUACGUGGACAUCAAGGGUUGUGGUGCCUUCCAGAAAGGCAUGCCUCACAAGAGCUACCAUGGCCGAACGGGGCGUGUCUUCAACGUCACACCUCACGCUGUGGGAGUCAUUGUCAACAAGCAGGUCGGCAACCGCAUCAUCCCAAAACGCAUCAACGUCCGCAUCCAGCACGUGCGCCCUUCCAAGUGCCGGGACGACUUCCUGAUGCGUGUGAAGAGGAACGAGGAGCUGAGGAGGGAGGCCAAGGAGAAAGGGAUCAAGCUGGAGAGAGGCGCCCUCAAGAGACAGCCAGAGCAACCGCGCUCGGCUCACUUUGUGAGCACCAAGAAGAACGAGCCACAGCUUGUAGAACCCAUCCCGUACAAGUUCAUCGCAUAAGGCAGUGCAAAAAACUGCACACUUUUGAAGGAAGGGGUUCAACGUCAACGGCCGUUUUGUAAAAUGUAACUAAUGUUGUGAGGGUUAAAAAGCUAAAUAAAAGAGCAGGUAAACAUUA